UUUUAUUCUCAGUGUGAAUGAGCGGUGCGGCUUCUGAGGAGCGGUGUCAUGAGAAAAGCCGCAUUUGCAGUGUUACUCCUCGCAGGCUGAGCUAGGAGAAAGAAACGGAGAGAAAAACGCAGGAAAACGCCUUUUUUGCCUCACCCUUUUCCCCGUCCUAUUUCCCAGAUUGGACUAGCAGACCUAAGGGACGGCGCCAUGUCCAAGACGGCGGCAGGCGGUGCUAACGAUGUCACCCGCUUCCUCUCCAUGGAGGCGGGACCAAGCUCACCCACCUCUGUGUUCUCCGCCUCCAGCCAGGCUGACUGGGCGGCCAAAAGGCUCGUCUGGGUUCCCUCUGAGAAACAUGGCUUUGAGUCUGCGAGUGUACGGGAGGAGCGAGGUGAUGAGGUGGAGGUGGAGCUUACAGACAGUGGGCGUAAACUGACGUUAUUGCGGGAGGAGCUUCAACGUAUGAACCCGCCCCGAUUCAGCAAAGUGGAGGACAUGGCCGACCUCACCUGCCUUAAUGAGGCCUCUGUCUUGCACAACCUGAGAGAGCGCUACUACUCAGGACUCAUAUAUACAUACUCUGGCCUCUUUUGUGUGGUUGUGAACCCAUACAAGAAUCUACCCAUCUACACAGAGUCCAUUGUAGAGAUGUAUCGCGGCAAAAAGCGCCAUGAGAUGCCACCGCACAUCUAUGCUAUUUCAGAGGCAGCCUACCGAAGCAUGCUCCAAGACAGGGAAGAUCAGGCCAUCCUUUGCACAGGGGAGUCUGGAGCAGGGAAGACAGAGAAUACUAAGAAAGUGAUUCAGUAUCUGGCACAUGUGGCAUCAUCUCACAAGAGUGGCACUUUGGGCCGCAGUAAAGACAGCUCACUCCAGAUGGAUGGAACGCGUUCUCUAGGUCGUAGCAGUAGUAGUGUGAACAGGGGGGAGCUAGAGAGGCAGCUGCUGCAGGCUAACCCAAUCCUAGAGGCCUUCGGUAACGCCAAGACAGUCAAAAACGACAAUUCCUCCAGAUUUGGCAAAUUUAUCCGUAUCAAUUUUGACGUGACUGGAUAUAUAGUUGGUGCCAACAUUGAAACCUACCUGCUGGAGAAAUCUCGAGCCAUCCGCCAGGCCAAAGAUGAGAGAACCUUCCAUAUCUUUUAUCAGUUACUCUGUGGAGCUUCUGACGCCAUGAAAGGCGAGCUUCUCCUGGGCGGUGCGGAUCAGUACCGCUUCCUGUGUGGAGGUUCAAUACCUGUUCCAGGACAGAGCGAUGCAGACAACUUUACUCAGACUAUGGACUCCAUGAGCAUCAUGGGAUUCACACCAGAAGAGUGCACAUCCAUGUUAAAGGUGAUCUCCUCUGUGCUGCAGUUUGGAAACAUUUCUUUUCAAAAGGAGAAGAACUCAGACCAGGCCUCUAUGCCUGAUGACACAGCUGCACAGAAACUCUGCCACCUGCUGGGCAUCAGCGUGCUGGAGUUCAGCAGAGCCAUUCUCACCCCUCGCAUUAAAGUGGGCCGCGAGUAUGUGCAGAAGGCCCAGACGAAGGAACAGGCAGACUUUGCGGUAGAGGCUCUGGCAAAGGCCACCUAUGAGCGCCUCUUCCGUUGGCUGGUUCACCGUAUCAAUCGAGCGCUGGACCGCAGACAGAGGCAAGGAGCUUCCUUCAUUGGCAUCCUGGACAUCGCCGGCUUUGAGAUCUUCCAACUUAAUUCAUUUGAGCAGCUGUGUAUAAACUAUACCAACGAAAAGCUGCAGCAGCUGUUUAACCACACCAUGUUCAUACUGGAGCAAGAGGAGUACCAGCGUGAGGGCAUUGAGUGGAACUUCAUCGACUUUGGCCUGGACUUGCAGCCCUGCAUUGAUCUCAUUGAGAGACCGGCACAUCCCCCUGGUGUUCUGGCGCUGUUAGAUGAGGAAUGUUGGUUUCCACGCGCAACAGAUCGAUCAUUCGUGGACAAAUUGUCCGCUGAGCAAGGCUCACAUCCCAAAUUCUACCGGACACGGCAGCUGCGUGAAGAGGCUGAUUUCUCCAUCAUUCACUAUGCUGGAAAGGUGGACUAUAAGGCAGAUGAGUGGUUGGUGAAGAAUAUGGAUCCUCUGAAUGAUAAUGUAGCAUCUCUUCUACACCAGUCUUCUGACCAUUUCAUAUCCGAGCUCUGGAGAGAGGAUAUUCAGACUCUUCCUCGUGUCUACUUUUUUGACUCCUAUGCCACACUGCAGACCAAUGGCUCUGACAGCAUGGACAGGAUUGUCGGAAUGGACCAGGUGGCAUCUGCUGAGAACAGUGGGCCGGUUACUUUUGGUGCAGCAGGAUUGAAGACAAAAAAAGGAAUGUUCCGGACAGUCGGACAGCUGUACAAAGAGUCACUGACCAAACUGAUGGCCACACUGCGCAACACCAACCCCAACUUCCUGCGCUGUAUCAUCCCCAACCAUGAAAAGAGGGCAGGGAAGUUGACUCCUCAUCUGGUCUUGGAUCAGCUGAGGUGUAAUGGAGUCCUGGAGGGAAUCAGAAUCUGCAGGCAGGGCUUCCCCAACCGCAUCCCCUUUCAGGAGUUCAGACAGAGGUAUGAGAUUCUGACUCCGAAUGCUAUACCCCGCACCUUCAUGGAUGGAAAACAGGCCUGUGAGCUCAUGAUUAGUGCUCUGGAGCUGGAUAGGAAUCUGUUCCGGGUUGGCCAGAGUAAAGUCUUUUUCCGUGCUGGAGUGUUGGCACACCUGGAAGAGGAGAGAGACCUGAAGAUCACUGACACCAUCAUUCGCUUCCAAAGCGCUGCCCGGGGAUACCUUGCCAGGAGAGCGUUCCUAAAGAAGCAGCAGCAGCUAAGUGCACUGCGGGUGAUGCAGAGAAACUGCGCCGCGUACCUGAAGCUGCGCAACUGGCAGUGGUGGAGACUCUUUACCAAGGUGAAGCCACUGUUGCAGGUGACCCGGCAGGAUGAGGAAAUUCAAGCUCGGGAAGCAGAGCUUCAGAAAGCCAAAGACAAUCUGGGCAAAGUGGAGCAUGAAUAUAAUGAACUGGAGAGAAAACACCAACAGCUGUUGGAAGAGAAGGCCGUGCUUACAGACCAGCUACAGGCAGAGGCUGAGUUAUUCGCUGAGGCAGAGGAGAUGAGAGCACGACUGGCCAGCCGUAAGCAGGAGCUGGAGGAUGUGCUGGGGGAGCUUGAAGGCCGCUUAGAGGAAGAGGAAGAGAGAGGUGUGCAGUUAACUAACGAGAAGAAGCGAAUGCAGCAGCAUGUACAGGAUUUAGAAGAGCAGUUGGAGGAGGAGGAGGGGGCACGGCAGAGGCUCCUGCUGGAGAAGGUUACCCUGGAAACCAAAGUGAAGAGUCUGGAGACGGAGACCAUGACUGCCGGAGAGCAGAGAGACCGACUGAGCAAGGAGAAAAAGCAGUUCGAGGAAAGAUUGAAUGAGGUGACUGACCAGCUGACUGAAGAGGAGGAGAAGGUGAAGAGUCUCAACAAGCUCAAGAACAAACAGGAAGCUGUCAUUGCUGACCUAGAAGAGCGUCUGAAGCGAGAGGAGCAGGGUCGUCUGGAGCAGGAGAAAUGGAGGAGGCGCAUGGAGAGUGAGGCAGCGGAUGCCCAGGAGCAGCUCACUGAUAUGGGUCUGCUUGUGACUGAGCUCCGCAGCAGCCUGUCCAACAGAGAGAAAGAGAUCACCACACUGCAGUCACGGCUGGAAGAGGAGGGCGCUCGGCGUGCAGAGGCUCAGAGAGCUCUGAGGGAGGCCAUGUCUCAGGUGUCAGAGCUGAAGGAGGAGGUGGAUAAUGAACGAGGGAUGAGAGAGAGGGCUGAGAAGCAAAGGAGGGAUCUGGGUGAGGAAUUAGAGGCCCUCAGGACUGAACUGGAGGACACACUGGACACCACCGCUGCCCAACAGGAGCUCAGGUCUCGGCGUGAGGCUGAGUUAUCAGAGCUCCAGAGGCUGGUUGAGGAGGACACUAGGCGUCAUGAAGCCCAGCUCUCAGAACUCCGAGUCAAACACAGUGCAGCUAUUGAGUCCCUCCAGGAGCAGCUGGACAAUGCCAAGAGAUCUCGUCAGUCUCUGGAGAAGGCGAAGGCCGUACUGGAGGAGGAACGUGUGAAUCUGACGGCCGAGCUGAAGACCCUGCAGGGAGGGAAGAUGGAGAGCGAGAGGGGCAGGAAGAGAGCAGAGGGGCAGCUCCAGGAGCUCACUGCCCGUCUGGCCCAGGCUGAGAGGGAGAGGGAGGAGAGGGAGGACAGGCUCCACAAACUCCAGUUGGAAAUAGAGUCUCUUUCCAGCUCUCUUUCUUCAUCUGACACCAAAUCCCUUCGUUUGAGCAAAGAGGUCAGCAGUCUGGAGAGCCAGCUACAUGAUGCUCAGGAGCUCUUGCAGGAUGAGACGCGUCAGAAGCUGGCGCUCGGGUCUCGUGUGCGAGCUCUGGAAGAGGAGAAAGCUGUUCUGAUGGAGAGACUGGAGGAGGAGCAGGAAAAGACCAGGGAGCUCUCACGUCAGAUCCAAACGUACACACAACAGCUUGCUGAUCUUAAGAGACAGUCAGAAGAAGUGAAUGCAGCGGUGGAGGCAGGAGAGGAGAGCAGGAGGAAGCUGCAGAGGGAGCUGGACAGUGCCACACAAAGGGAAAGAGCCAAGGAGGAGGAGAAAGAUCGAGUAGAGCGUCAGAAGGAGCGCCUGAGGGAGGAGAUCGAGGACAUGACCAUCGCUUUGCAGAGGGAGAGACAGAACUGCACUGCUCUGGAGAAGAGACAAAAGAAAUUUGAUCAGUCUUUGGCAGAGGAGAAGGCAGUGAGUGCCCGACUGGCUGAAGAGCGAGACCGUGCAGAGGCCGAGAGCCGGGAGAAAGAGACCCGCUUUCUAGCUCUGUCCCGAGAGUUACAAGAAGCAUCAGAGCAGCGUGAUGAGCUAGAGAGAACCAAUAAACAGCUUCGCCUUGACAUGGAGCAGCUAGUCAACGCCCAGGAUGACGUGGGCAAGAACGUUCAUGAGCUGGAACGUUCUCGGCGAGCUCUGGAGGUGGAGGCGCAGUCUCUGCGGGAGCAGACGCAGGAGCUGGAGGAGGAACUGGGUGAGGCAGAGAACUCCCGUCUCAGACUAGAGGUCACACUGCAGGCCCUCCGUGCUCAGUUUGAGCGAGAGAUCAGUGCCAAAGAAGAGAAAGGAGAGGAAAAGAGAAGGGCCCUCAACAAACAGGUGCGUGAGCUAGAAGCUCUGUUGGAGGAGGAGAAGACUCAGAGAGCUCAGGCACUAUCUGUCAAGAAGCAAAUGGAGGCGGAGCUCCAGGAGGCAGAGUCACAGGUGGAGGCGGCCACUCGAGGCAGAGAGGAGGCACUUCGGCAGCUGAAGCGUCUCCAGACUCAGAUGAAGGAGGUGCUACGGGAGUUGGAUGAGACCAAGAUGGCUCGAGAUGAAGUCAUUGUCCAAUCAAAGGACAGCGAGAAGCGCCUGCAGACCUUAGAGGCAGAGCUACUACAGCUGACAGAGGAGCUGGCAGUUUCAGACAGGUUGAGGAGACAGGCUCAGCAGGAGCGAGAUGAAAUGUCUGAAGAGAUUCUCAACACCAGCAGCGGAAAGUCAGCUCUAUGUGAAGAAAAGAGGCGUCUGGAGGCCAGGAUUAGUCAGCUAGAGGAGGAGCUGGAGGAGGAGCAGAGCAAUGCUGAGUUAAUUGCUGAGAGGCAGAGGAAGACCACACUACAGGUGGAGACUCUGACAGUACAGCUGGCUGGAGAAAGGACACUGACCCAGAAGAGUGAGGGUGCGAGGGAGAGCCUUGAGAGGCAGAACAAGGAGCUGAAGACCAGGCUGACUGAGCUGGAAGGAGCUGUGAGGGGAAAACAUCGCAUGAGUGUUGCUGCCCUGGAGUCCAAAAUUGAAUCCAUGGAGGAGCAAAUGGAACAGGAGAGACAGGAGCGCGCAAUGGCCAACAAGCUGGUGCGGAAAACAGAGAAGAAACUGAAGGAAGUGGUGAUGCAAGUAGAGGAUGAAAGGAGACAUGCAGACCAGUACAGAGAACAGCUGGAUAAGUCGAUGGGUCGCCUGCGGCAGCUGAAGAGGCAGCUGGAGGAGGUGGAGGAGGAGAACUCACGCACAAACGCCCAGCGUAGAAAACUACAACGCGAGUUGGAGGAGAUGGGUGACAGCAUGCAGAGCAUGAACCGUGAGCUAAACGCUCUGCGCUCGCAACUCAGCGGCACAGAGAGACCCAGAUCUGACAAGCGUGCUCCACUCCCGCUUUCAGUACGUGGAGGACGGAGGGCUUUAGUGGACGACCUCUCUCAGGAGAACUCUGACUCAGAGGAACCUCCCGCUUCCCCUACGCCCUCCAGCGGCCUCCCGGGUACCCCUGUGCCCCCCGACAAUGCCCUUGGGCCACCUCCCCCUUACAGCCUCGCAGAUGCAGAGUAACCAAAGGGGAGAAGGAAAGGCCUCCAGGUGGAUCGGUGGACGGAUGGAGAGAUGGACAGUCUGAUCAGUUAACUAACACAGCACUGCAGUCAGAGUUAUCUACACUGCACUGAGUAUACCUCUGCAGCCAAGACUGAACCAACGAAACGAAAAUGUACAUGAGCUGGAGAUAAUGCUGGUAUACAAUUAGCACUAUUGAAAUCAGUCUUACACUGAGAUAUUGAAUAAGGACUACAGUUCAUUUUCUGAAGAGGAAAAGAAAGUUCUUUCCCGCAUUCAGUAUUCUGAGGGAAGUAUCAUUAAUGUAUAUUAGAAGAGCCACAUAUCAGUGCAAUGUACAUCAGGCUUAUUGUGGCUGGCAAAGUUAAGAUGGCUGCAUCAACCCUAAGCGCUCUUUCAAUCAAGCAUAAGCCAUGUGUUUAAAGGCAGUCUGCAUGUUUAUGAUGGCAAUCAGGUAGAACAUCAUGGAGAGACAUUCUUCAGCGUGUUAGCUGUGCUUGCAUGAAUGGUUCAGCUGCUGAUCAGUAUUAAUCCCAGAAGGCUUCUCUCUCUCUCACUUUAGGUAAAAAUAGAUUUCAAGGAUUGGGAAUUGAACGUUUUUUCAGACUGUUUGCCUUUUAAUAUUUAGGAGUAGCAACGUCAAAUUAAAAAAAGGAACCGUUAACCCUCUUUUUAUCAAACAGUGUAUCAAACACGAUUUGGUAUUACUGAUUUUACACAUCUAUGAACUUCAGCGACAAAGUGAGAGAGAAAAAAUGAUCUACUGUGAUAAAUCUGCCGAUAUGAGCCAGCUUUUACAUUUUUGGCAUAAACAGAAGAACAAUACAGUGGUACAUUUUCAAGCCAAUAGAAAACAAAAAAGGAAAAAAACAAAAAAACAACAUGUAGAACAAAAAUACAACAAAAAUACGUGCAUUAGAAAAUAAAUAAGAUGAAACACAUUUUCACUAUUCAUGUACAUAACAGUAAUAUUUCAUUGGUGUUUCGCAUUGGCUCAAAUUGCAUUAGAAACAUUAGUUAUAUCUAUUGUGGGUUGGGUCCCACAAAACAUUGCGCAAGGUCAUUAUAAAAUCAGUCUUAAGAAGUGUUUCCCAAACAGCUAAUAUCAAAUAAGAAUAGAGAAUUAUCAUCAAAGAUAAGAUGCAGCAUUUUUGGGAAGAUGGGCCUUGUUCGAUUUCCUAUAACAUCCAGGGUACUAUAGAUGCCGGCCUUGAUCUUUCAGGUCAGCAGACAGUUAUUAAUUCUGAAGUGAGUUCAUUCGGAGUUGUUGCGUAGACUGUGAGUAGUUAGACCUUUAGGAUUUAUAAACUUCUUCUUACAUCUUCUCAUAUCACUACCAGUUUCAGACAGCCUGACCGUAAUCUUAUCAAGCUAAAAUAUUGUCAUUAUUCAUGUUAUUUAUUUAUAAUUUGUCUGUUUUUUUUGUUGAUAAGUGUAUAUCAUGGUUGUUGCCUAUUCUUUGCAUUUUAACAAAAAGUCGCAGUUCCUCUGAGAAGAGCGAAACUAGAUCGAUGGAAAAGUGAGAGAGUCAUGAGAAAUAUUAAACUAAAAAUAACCAAGACUAAGAACUUACCAAGAAUAAGACAGACUGGAAUGCUGUGGGUCAUCUGUGAGGUUUUUUUUUUCAGUCUUGUUGUGCUCAGCUCAGCUAAACAAUAUUAGCAAAGGAAUAAUACAUUGUUACUAAGCGAUCUCAUUGUUUCAGGCACAUCACUGUCAAAAGUAUCUUUUUUUAUUUAUCAAAAUGACAUGUAAUAUGUUUGUUUUUUUAACAGGUCGUGUAAAAUAGUUACGGAACAAAGCUUUUAUGUUUUACCAAAUCUGAGGCGAAUGGAUGAAGAAAGGGAUAUUAACUAAGGCAGUUCUACAGUAGUUAAGUCCAGAGCAGAGAGUAGUCCAGAGCUGUGUCCAAAACUGUACUGGGUACAAAUUCAACAAGUUUAACAAUAUAAAUGAUUUGGGAGGUGUUGUCAUAUGUGUGAGACGGGGGGCCUAUCUGGUUAUGAAUGCACACAAUAUAAUUAUUUGAUCAUAUCAUGGAUAUUGUCAGUGCAUAGAGAACACUGAUCAGCUGCACAUUUCAUUAGAAUGAGUGAAAUUAUGUUAAAUUAUGUUAAAUGUUAAAUUAUGUUAUGUUAAAUUGGAAUUAGUGAACCGCUUAUAAUAUAAUAUAAAUCACUUUCUUAAGUAUGAGAAUAUUUAAAUAUCAGUUUUUGGGUCUUGGAUCUUACCUGGUGCAUUUUGUCUGCAUGUCAGAAUAUCAUGAUACAUAUUGUUUAUCAUGAAAAUAACUUUAAAUAUCACUAUAUUAUAUUUUCCCCAUAUCUUUCAAUCCUAAUAUGAAGUAAUUUCUUUGUGAGGACAGAUUACAUUGCAUAAAACAAUCUAAACUUUGAUCUUCCUCCAAAUGUGAUGUAUUUUAUUGGUAUUUCAAUACUAUACAUUGUUUGUACACUACAGAAUAUAUAUAUGUAUAUAUAUUACAGUUCAUUAAAUGAUAGUUUCAGCACACUCAAAACUCAGCACUACAUUUUCAGACAACACUACAAAAUAAGUGCACUAUAGAGUGAAUAGGGCUCAGUUUGGGACACAGCUCAGGUCUGUAGUUUAGGCUUAGAAUAGGCUUGUAGUGACGCUGUUUCAACAACAGUUUGACAACAGCAUCUCCCGAGUGAACACCUACAACCUUCCCUGAGUUUCUUCUAAUCCUAGCUGUUUUUUUUCUGCACUAAUUGAAGAGUUAACAGUUAGCUCUUAUCAGACCACAGUAGAAUUGAAUCUGAUGUAGCUGAAUGGUUAAAAUGAGGGUUGUUUUUUAUAGUUUUCUCUGGCAGUAUUUGCUGUGAGGAAAGACGUUCCUUGGCUAACAAAGCCUUAAAAAGUGUAUUUACUGGUAAUUUCUAUGUGGUUUAAUGUGAGAGUUGCAUUAAACCACACAGAAACAUCUCUCAAACUCCUCUAACGAAUGUGUUCCUUUUUGAGGUUUGAUGGAUUUGGAACCCCAUGUUUUAGGGCUAUUAUUACAGCCUUUCCCUUAGUGUGAUCUCUCUUCUAUUCACCUCAAAUAAAAAGCUGCUCUUUUCUUGUAUUUUACCUAUGUUACUAGUUCCAUUUUAGAUAGCUAGUUCUUAUCACUCCCUCUCUUUAAACAUGUUCCAGGUAAUAAGGACAAAAAUGACAUCAUUUUACUAUAGACUAUACUUCUGAAAGGUACUGAACUGUACUUCAUGUUCAGGCUCUGAUUAGUAUCAGUGAAGUGAUGGGUUUAGAAUUAGGACCAAACAGCCCACUACAGUCUCGCACCUUCCGUUCAUUAGAUGUAUGAGACAUAUGAUGUACCUCCUUUGUGUCGUUUGCUAAUUGCUAAUGCUACUUUACUACUACUUUGUGCAAUAACAAAGUUCCUUAGAUCCACUGGUGCUCUGAAAAGGUUGGUGAACCAGGCGUGUCCCUGGUCACCAGCAUUAUUAUUUAAUACUUUUGUUUAAUAUCCAAACUGACAAUUAUGUUGAGAUGAUGCUGUUCAGGAUACAUUCUCAUUAUUAUUAGAGGAGAAUAGAAUACUUUUAACUGGAAAAAUGACCCUCAUAACUACAGGUGAAUAUUUUUAGCCCUGUGCUAAACACCAUUCUGCUGUUUGUUUUGUACAAAGAUUUUUUUUUUUUACUUUAUUCUGAAAUAAGAUUGUGAAUAAAAGUGAAACAGGUUUUUCACUUUGCCCAUUCCAAUUAGAGGUGAAAUUGCACAAUUAAUAUGCAUUACAAAUAUUCUUGGCUUUUAGAAAUGGAUUGGACCUACAAAGAACUAAAAUUAUGACUUUAAAACUCAAUCCAAAUGUACACAAUUAAAUAGUUUGAAUAUUUCUUUUAUGUCAAUGCCAUUUUAUAACUAGACCCCAGUUGAAAGAGAGGCGUGGUUUAGCCGAGGCUGCUAUUUGACUGUAAUGUGAUGAAUGUGUGAGGAGAUUAAUGCAGUGAAUGCAGAAUGCCGCUUGUAUUUAUUAAUGGUAAGACUGGUGGUGUCUAAAACAUGUUUUAUUUGUCCUUUUUUGCCUUUUUAUUUACUUUGUUUAUUUGCUUUUUCUGUUUGUUCAUUUGGCUACAUGGAUAAAGUCUGACUGGAGUGAAUUUUAAUAUAAUGUAUGUCAUUGGUUUUGAA
This is a messenger RNA of Astyanax mexicanus (Mexican tetra), 10527 nucleotides long. RefSeq names its product myosin, heavy chain 14, non-muscle (gene myh14). Gene Ontology annotation, cellular component: myosin complex. Bases 199 to 6369 code for a protein of 2056 amino acids. The record is from RefSeq and is a predicted model, not a curated record. The transcript is spliced from 44 exons. Gene Ontology annotation, molecular function: ATP binding; actin filament binding; cytoskeletal motor activity. Lineage: Eukaryota; Metazoa; Chordata; Actinopteri; Characiformes; Acestrorhamphidae.